AUGGGACUUCGUGAUUCGACUCGAACGCUUUUACGUAAACUCCGAGGACGUGAUGUGAAACAGGAAGAGGCUCAACAGCUUGAGCCUGUGGCUCUAGCAGGUGCCAGUAAACGCUCAACGACCCGUUCGGAACUUUGUAGUACAUUUGCUACGACGGCUAUGAGUCGUGAAGAACUGGAAGGUCGACGAAAAGCUGUUAGUGAAGGCAGUGCCCAUUGGAAACAGUGUGGAAUGUGCACUCGUAGUUUUGUAGCUGGUACUAGUCGCUAUGCGGGCUUUUGUUCGCUCGACUGCAAGUCUGCGGCGUUCUAUACUCAAUCAGCACGCGUCUCGAGGACGUUAUCGUGA
Messenger RNA from Peronospora farinosa, 348 nucleotides. The record is from the annotation of a GenBank genome assembly. Lineage: Eukaryota; Oomycota; Peronosporomycetes; Peronosporales; Peronosporaceae.